Molecule: messenger RNA, 1032 nt
Organism: Penicillium nucicola
Lineage: Eukaryota; Fungi; Ascomycota; Eurotiomycetes; Eurotiales; Aspergillaceae
Product: glycoside hydrolase family 5 protein
Exons: 7
Coding region: 1-1032 (343 amino acids)
Biological process (GO): glucan catabolic process
Molecular function (GO): hydrolase activity, hydrolyzing O-glycosyl compounds
Source: RefSeq, a predicted model, not a curated record
AUGUUUGUCAAACCUUUUGUACUUGCAUUUCUAGCCCAGGGGGCCAUGGCCAGUGUCUGGUUAGCUGGUGUGAAUAUCGCUGGAUUUGACUUUGGCUGCGGAAAUACACAAGGAGUAUACACUGCCUCCGAGGUGACGCCGCCGCUGGCUUCUCAAGGAGGAGCUGAUGGGGCAGGACAGAUGGCCCAUUUUACCAGCAAGUAUGGGCUUAACGUAUAUCGUCUUCCCGUUUGCUGGCAAUAUUUGGUGAACAACAACCUUGGAGGCACACUUGAUGCAAACAACUUUGGCAUCUACAAUCAGCUGGUGCAGGCUUGCUUGAAUACAGGAUCUUAUUGUGUCGUCGACAUUCAUAACUAUGCCCGUUGGAAUAAUCAGAUUGUAGGCCAGUCGAGUGGUGCGGUGACUAGUGACCAACUAGCCAGCGUAUGGUGGCAGCUGGCAGCAAAAUAUGCCUCAACAUCCAAGGUUAUAUUCGGGGUGAUGAAUGAGCCUCAUGACCUUGAUAUUACGGGAUGGGCAACUAGCGCUCAAGAGGCCGUCACAUCCAUCCGCAACGCCGGUGCAUCGUCCCAAAUGAUUUUGCUUCCGGGUACCAGCUAUACAUCUGUUGGCGGCUUUAUCUCAGACGGCUCUGCUUCGGCUCUUAGCUCCGUGAAAAAUCCCGAUGGCAGUACUACCAACCUGAUCUUUGAUGUUCAUCAGUAUCUGGAUUCGGACGGAAGCGGUACGAGCACUACGUGUUCAACCAACGGAGUCGGUAACCUCAACACGCUUGCAACUUGGUUGCGCAAUAAUGGAAGACAAGCUUUCCUGACAGAAACUGGCGGCGGAAGCACUGCUUCUUGCUAUACAGAUCUUUGUGCUGAGUUGGACUGGAUGAACUCGAAUGCUGAUGUUUAUCUUGGAUGGAUCGGAUGGGCAGCUGGGUCGUUCGACACUAGCUAUGCUCUUUCCUUGACUCCUACGUAUGCAAAUGGAGUCUGGACAGACACGGGAAUCCUGUCAAACUGCGUGGCUGGAAAGUUUUGA